AUGGGAAAGAGAGUGAAGCAUCACGUGGAAUCCCACGCUGGUGGUCGGAAUAAAAGAAAGAGACAGGAAAAGAAGUCGCCGCAGGAAGAAAUUGAGCAGGUCGAGAAGAAGAGGAAGACCGACGACCGUGGUUUCAUGGAGACAGAGUCCUUUGCUGUUCUCGAUUUAUCGGAGCCAACGAUAAACGCCAUUAAGGACAUGGGUCAUCAGUACAUGACUCAGAUCCAAGCACAAGCAAUUCCACCACUUUUACUCGGCAAGGAUGUUCUUGGAGCUGCAAGGACUGGAUCGGGGAAAACGCUGUCCUUUUUGAUACCGGCUGUUGAGUUGUUGCAUCAACUACGUUUUAAGCCGUGCAAUGGAACUGGCGUUAUAGUCAUUUGCCCGACUAGGGAAUUGGCCAAACAGAUUCAUAGGGAAACAGAAAGGCUUCUCAAGUAUCACUCUCAGACGCUAGGCUUGGUAAUCGGUGGCGUGUCCAUAACGCAAGAAGCGAAUCAUUUGGUCAAAGGAUGCCUUGUCCUUGACGAAGCUGACAGGAUUCUGGAGGAAAAUUUCGAGAAAGAAAUUAAUCAAAUCAUUUCUAUUUUGCCAAAGCAAAGGCAAACAGCUUUUUUCUCUGCCACACAGACCCGAAAGAUUGAGGAUCUUGCACGCAUAUCAUUUAAAGAGAAGCCUAUUUUUAUCAACGUGGAGGAGAAGAGGAAGAGGGUCACGAAUGAAGGGCUGCAGGAAGGCCAUAGCAUCGUACCAGCUUCCAAGAAAUUCAUUCUUCUCUAUGCAUUCUUAAAGAAGAACCUGUCUAAGAAAGUGAUGGUUUUCUUCUCGACAUGCAAAGCUGUCAAAUACUAUUCCGAGCUUCUUAGGUACAUUGGGGUUGACUGCCUUGAUAUUCAUGGAAAACUGAAUCAGUCCCGACGGGACUCGGCACACAGCAGUUUCUCGAAAGCUGACAAAGGCAUCUUGUUAUGUACUGAUGUAGCUGCCCGUGGCCUUGAUAUUCCUGUAGUGGAUUGGGUCGUUCAGUUUGACCCCCCUGCUGAAACUGAGAGUUAUAUCCAUAGGGUUGGUCGCACAGCACGUGGGGAUGGUGCUAAAGGCAAUGCCUUGCUUUUCCUCAUUCCCGAAGAGAUGCAGUAUCUUGGAUAUCUAAAGGCUGCUAACGUACCUAUCAACGAGUAUGAAUUCAAUGAAAAGAAGCUACCGCACUUGCAGCCAGUACUUGAAAAGUUGGUGGCCAACAACUACUAUCUCAACAGGUCAGCUAUUGAAGCAUACAAAGCACACAUUGAAGCAUACAAGGGACGUUCUGAUAAGACCAUCUUUGAUGUCCAUCGACUUGAUAUUCAGGGAGUGGCUGCUGCUUUUGGCCUGUCGUGUCCUCCAAGGGUCAAUUUGGACAUUAGUACUCGGGCGUCCAAGGUUAGGAAGCUGCCAAGGAAACGAAAACAUGCUUUCGACCAUGGGAACCCGUAUGGAAGACAGGACGUGCAGUUUGUCAGAUAUUGA
Messenger RNA from Striga hermonthica, 1509 nucleotides. The record is from the annotation of a GenBank genome assembly. Lineage: Eukaryota; Viridiplantae; Streptophyta; Magnoliopsida; Lamiales; Orobanchaceae.